AUGUCUACCACAGCAAAGACGCCGGCCAGCGUGGGAGUAGCACCAUGGCGACCACUCUUCCUCUCGCAUUUGGCAAAGAUGGACUCACCGGAGUUCGUCUUCAGCACCCUCAGUCCUUCGGAUGCGAAAGACACGCCCACACCUUAUGUUCCCAGAUCCCGAUACUGCAUAUUUCGCGGAAUGUGGGCCGAAUUGCCCGAGAACAAACACAACGAGGCGCCGCAGAACGAGAGGGUCUAUGAGAGCGACCUCCCGACCCUGACGACCGAUGUUCGUAUGCAUAAAGUGCCUGAGAUAUUUGCGAGCUCGAAGGGUCACGGCGAGGAAAGUCAGAGUCAGGGGAGCGGUGGUGGGGGACCGGUCGAAGCUGUGUUCUGGGUGAAGGAGACCAUGACGCAGUGGAGGAUUCGCGGGGAUGCAUAUCUCGUGUCUACUGAUAUUGAGGGUGAUGGGGAUGGCUCGAGUGGCACAAAAACCGUCAAGGCUAAGAUUGGUGAGAGGAUGAGAGUGGUGAAGGAGGAGGGCAAAGAAGGUUGGAGCUGGUCCAAAGAACUGACGGCCCAUUUUGGCAAUCUGAGUCCGGGCAUGCGUGGUAGCUUCAAGAACCCCGCACCAGGUACCUCCGUGUCAAUCCCACCUCAGGACAAGUCACUGGCUCUUGGACAAAAGGUGACCGAUUUGAACGAUGAGGUUGCGAGACGGAACUUUCGAGUGGUUAUAAUUAGACCGGAGGUGGUCGAGCAACUUGAUUUGACGGAUCCAGAGAAGGCUCGCAGAUGGUUGUUCACCUAUGUCGGACCGAAGGGUGAUGCGGACCAUCACGGAGAUGAUGUUGGUGAGUGGAAAGUGGAAGAACUCUGGCCGUGA
Glarea lozoyensis ATCC 20868 is the source of this 867-nucleotide messenger RNA. RefSeq names its product FMN-binding split barrel. Gene Ontology annotation, molecular function: FMN binding. The transcript has a single exon. The record is from RefSeq and is a predicted model, not a curated record. Lineage: Eukaryota; Fungi; Ascomycota; Leotiomycetes; Helotiales; Helotiaceae. The coding region runs from base 1 to 867 and encodes 288 amino acids.